Hibiscus syriacus is the source of this 1332-nucleotide messenger RNA. Its product is annotated as COBRA-like protein 1. NCBI's taxonomy places the organism in Eukaryota, Viridiplantae, Streptophyta, Magnoliopsida, Malvales, Malvaceae. Gene Ontology annotation, cellular component: plasma membrane. Bases 1 to 1332 code for a protein of 443 amino acids. The transcript is spliced from 6 exons. The record is from RefSeq and is a predicted model, not a curated record. Gene Ontology annotation, biological process: plant-type cell wall cellulose biosynthetic process; cellulose microfibril organization.
AUGGGGCUGUUUUUUACUUGUGAUCAGUUUUUGAUGCUGAUGGCUUUGAUCACUGUCUGCACUUUAUCAGAUUGUUAUGAUCCUUUGGAUCCCAAUGGGAACAUUACAGUUACUUUUGACAUUAAUCAAUGGAUACCAGAAGGCUAUCUGGCAAGGGUAACACUUCAAAAUUACUAUCAAUAUCGCCAUGUUGAUAAACCUGGUUGGACAUUGGGUUGGACAUGGGCUAAUGAGGAGAUAAUCUUGUCUAUGUCCGGUGCUUUCGCGACCAAACAAGGGAACUGUUCGUCUUUCAAGUCCCAAACCACGCCGCAUUCUUGCGAGAAAAGCCCCGCCGUUGCUGAUCUUAUGCCGGAUGCCUUAGCAGAAACCAGGACAGAUGAUUGUUGUCAUGGUGGUCUUCUUUCUGCUUGGGCUAUCAAACCUUCUGAGUCAUUUUCAUCAUUCGAAAUGACUAUCGGAAACUUGGGGACGAAUCCGAAAGUGCAAGCACCGAUCAAUCUUACUUUAAUGGCUCCUGGUCCUGGUUAUACUUGUAGCUCAAUUGAAGAAGCUGAUCCCACAGCUUAUUCUGAUAAUGGGGGUAAAAGACAACUCCAAGCAUAUAGAACAUGGAAAUCAACAUGCACUUAUUCCAGCUUUGUUGCCAAUCAAGCACCUGUAUGCUGUGUUUCACUCUCAACGUUUUACAAUCCCAAGAUCACAUUUUGCCCUGAUUGCAGCUGUGGAUGCAGAGAAGCAGAUAAAAACACAGUUUCAUGCAUAAGAGAAGGUUAUGAUGAUCCGGGAUCGGAUUCAUUUGAUAAUCAAGAUAUAGUGCAAUGCACCGAUCAUAUGUGCCCGGUUCGAAUUCACUGGCAUGUUAUGAAGAACUACUUUACACACUGGAAAGUAAAGCUGACCAUCUCAAACUACAAUUACAAAAGAAACUACACAAACUGGAAUGUGCUAAUUCAGCAUCCUGGAUUCAGUCAGAGUACAACAGCCUAUAGCUUUAACAGUACAAUGCUUCCCUCUUUUGGACUCUCAGAUGAGGUUGCUCUAUUUUGGGGAAUUGAGUACUAUAAUGAGGAGCUAAGCAGUGCUGAUAAAGAUGAACCUGGUGCAGUAUCCACACAGAUUUUACUGAGGAAGGAUUUGGAUUCCUUUACACUUGGGAAUGGAUGGGCGUUACCUCGAAGAGUGUAUUUCAAUGGUGAAAACUGUCAAAUGCCUCUUCCAGACACUUUCCCCAUGCUACCAAAUGACUGCUCCAGCUUGAAACCUACCAACCCAGUUUUUCUUCUUUUCAUCUAUCUGACUUUCAAGACAUUUGAUAUCUGGCUUUCAUAA